Messenger RNA from Anopheles cruzii, 1929 nucleotides. RefSeq names its product double-strand break repair protein MRE11 (gene mre11). Gene Ontology annotation, molecular function: manganese ion binding; 3'-5'-DNA exonuclease activity; DNA endonuclease activity. Gene Ontology annotation, cellular component: Mre11 complex; nucleus. The record is from RefSeq and is a predicted model, not a curated record. NCBI's taxonomy places the organism in Eukaryota, Metazoa, Arthropoda, Insecta, Diptera, Culicidae. Gene Ontology annotation, biological process: mitotic intra-S DNA damage checkpoint signaling; double-strand break repair via homologous recombination; double-strand break repair via nonhomologous end joining. The coding region runs from base 1 to 1929 and encodes 642 amino acids. The transcript is spliced from 2 exons.
AUGUCGGAGCCAGCAUCAUCAUCAUCCAGCGCCGAUACUAAUCCGGAUAAUACGAUAAAGUUCCUGGUUGCGAGCGAUAUUCAUCUCGGCUACGACGAAAAAAACCCGAUUCGCGGCGAGGAUAGCUUUCUGGCGUUUGAGGAAGUGCUCCAGCAUGCGGUCGAGAACGAUGUGGAUGCAAUCCUGCUCGGUGGGGACCUUUUCCACAUUGCCAAUCCUUCCACGAACACACUGAACCGUUGCUUGCGGCUAUUGAAAACCUACACGCUUGGCGAUAAACCGAUCAGAUUGGAGUUUCUCACUGAUCAAAAUCAGGAACUUAUCGCAUCACUCAGUAGCACCAUGAACUAUGAGGAUCCGAACAUCAACGUGGCGAUUCCUGUGUAUUCCAUUCACGGCAAUCACGACGAUGCGACCGGCUUCGGGCACAUCAGCGCAAUGGAACUGCUCAGCACCAACGGGUACGUGAACUACUUCGGAAAGUGGAACGAUCUCAAUAAGAUCGUGAUCAAUCCCAUCUUGCUGCGGAAAGGCGAAACGAAGCUUGCGCUUUACGGGCUCAACUACAUAGCUGAUGCGCGGUUGUGUCGUUUGUUGGAGGAGCGAAAGGUUUUCUUCCAAAAGCCAGAGGAGCAGGGUUGGUUCCACGUUCUCGUGUUGCAUCAAAAUCGUGCUGACCGUGGGCCAAAGAACUACUUACCGGAACAUGCUUUGCCGAAGUUUUUGGAUCUCGUAAUUUGGGGCCACGAGCACGACUGUCGCAUUCGGCCGGAGGAGAAUCCGCAUGGCAAGUUUUACGUCAGCCAGCCCGGCUCAACGGUGGCCACAUCACUGUCGGAAGGUGAAUCCAUCGAGAAGUGCUGUGCGCUGCUUCGGAUCCACAAAGGUAUGUUUUGUAUGGAUCCGAUUCGACUGACGACGGUGCGGCCGUUCGUAUUUGAGUCUGUUGAGCUGGAUUCGCUAAGCGAUCAGCUCGAUCUUGAGGUGGGCGAUGCUCAAGAAAAGGUCAUGGAUUUUGCGGCCGAGCGAGUGGAAGAGUUAAUUCAGCGGGCCAAAGCAAAGCUCACCGGGAAUGAACGGCAACCGAAGAUACCUCUCAUACGACUCCGACUGGUGACAACGCACGUCGAAUAUCAGUUUAACAGAAUCCGCUUCGGACAGCGGUACAUGGGUAAGGUUGCAAACCCACUCGACAUGAUACUGUUUCAGAAGAAGGUCGUCCGCGUUAAAGACGAAUCGGUCAAGCUGGAUAGUAAAGCGUUUAGCGCGGCCUACAUUCAUCAGCGUCAGCAGAAUGCCAACCGACCGGAAGAUAUCGUGUACCGCUAUUUUCAGGAAGCGGAUGAAGCGAACAAGCUGACGGUACUGUGUCCUCGUGCCAUGAUGGAAUUGGACCGGCGAAUGGUGUUCCAUGAAGAUGACGACGCGGCGGAUAAGAUUCUAAAGUUUUACGAAGAUAAGGCACUUGAGUUCUUGGUAUCCCAGGUGCACCUGACGGAUGAGGGAUUCGACGAAGUGUGGGCGAAUUAUGCUGACAAAAUACCCAGUCUGUACGACGACAUUAGCGCAGUGCUCGGUAGUCGAGCGCAAAAGCCGGCCGACCCAAUGCAACGCAUCCAUCCCACUGCAGCGCAUCCGAGCGAUGGAGAAACGAGCGCUAAAAAGCCCGCUUCAGAAACUGCGAGGGCGAAAGCGGCACCACGGGCUAGUGCAGCGAGAGGGCGUGCUGCUGCUAAGAAAACGGCGUCUGAAGCGGUGAAAACUACGGUCGCUGUGAGUGGUAUCCGGUCACAGGCAUCCAUCGCGUCGAUGUUCAGCCAGCAAUCGUCUAACAGCUCUGUGACAACCGUCGCUAGCCGAACGUCAGCUAGAAAACCAGCCGCUAAACGUGGCCGACCGAUGGUGUAUGAUUCGGAUGAAGACGAUUAG